Molecule: messenger RNA, 1981 nt
Organism: Drosophila rhopaloa
Lineage: Eukaryota; Metazoa; Arthropoda; Insecta; Diptera; Drosophilidae
Exons: 5
Coding region: 213-1829 (538 amino acids)
Source: RefSeq, a predicted model, not a curated record
ACGCUGGCGCAGUGCCGCAGAAGAAAGAAAGUUUUCGGCUGUGCUGGUUGCCUAACGCUCCGAUCUCCGAUCUUGGCAGUAUUUCGCUGUAGAUAUAUACAUAUACCCAUUCCGUGUGCUCAGUGGAGCGUCUUCCGCGUUUUGUGGCUGCGUCGCUUAAUUGGCCCAAAAGUAUCUCAAGUGUGUGAUUGUGAAAGUUCCUGAAGAACAAAAUGUACGUGCGACGAGCUCUGCUCUUGGCCUGCCUGCUGUGCCUCCAGCCGCUGAGUCCUUCUCUGGCCAGCGAGGACGAGUCCAAUCCGCUGCUGGACAUGGCCUCCAUGUUGUUCCAGGAGGCGUUGUCCAGUCAGAAUGGCGGCAACAACGGAGGAGGUGGCGGAGGCGGUGGAGGAGCUGGUUUGGCGGGUGUGGCCUCAUUGCUGGGCACCUUCAUGCAGGCCAGUGGCAAAUCCGGAGGAGCAGGUGGCGGCGGCGCUGGCGGAGCCAUGCAGAUCCUCUCGGGCCUGGGCAGCCUUCUGUCCAAGAGUGGUGGUCAGGGCGGCGGCGGCGGCUUCGAUCCCUCCAUCAUCGGCAAUGUCCUGGAGAUGUUCACCCAGGGUGACGAUGAGGAGACCACUCCCAAUCAAAAGCGCAGCAAUGGCGGCGGUUCCGAAUCCGGCAUUGGCUUGGACACCAUCCUCCAGGUGGCCUCGGCCUUCAUGAACACCCAGGGCAACGACAAGAGCUCCCACCAUCACCAGAAACGAUCUGCCGGCGAGGAGCCGGAAAGCGCGAACGGACUGAUGAAUCUACUGCCAUUGGUGAUGCAGGCGGUCAGCUCCUUCGCCGGUCCCGAGGGUCAGCACACCCAGGAGAAGCACAAGAGCCAUGCCUGGGUGCUGCCCCCAUUCCUCGAGCACAUCCACGUGCUGUGGGACCACUUCUCCAACUCGGAACUGGCGGACGCUCUAUAUGAGAAAUCCGGAGUCAACAAGAUCAUGAAGGGCUUCAAGGGCAACGAUGGAAAGCUGGACUACGACAAGCUGUUCGAAUCGCUGAACAACCAGUCCUUCCGCCGGAGGUGGAUCAAGUCGGCCACACUGUACCUGGCCGACUGGGCCAGCUAUUUGGCCAAUCCCGAUGUUUAUCUCAGGUACUUCCAGACGGCACAGAUCAUGUUUAACGGCCUGCUGAAGUCUCAAGGUUACCCCAAGCAGACCCACUUCGAUCCCUCCCGACCCGGCGAGACCAUCUCGAAUCUCUUGGACCAUGUGGCCAAGCACCACCUGAACGUUAAGAUCGACUCCAGGCAGUACGUUAAGCCGGCGGUGGGCUAUGCCAAGGAGCUGCUGAAACUCGGCCAGGCACGCGGAUUACUCCAGUUCAAUGCCACCGAGAUCAGCGACAAGCUGACGGAUACGCUCAACCUGGAGGUUAUUGAACCGGUGCUGAAAGUCCACCGCGCCUACAGAUACAUCUCGAAGUCGCCGCAAUGCGAUCGCUACGUGCUCUGCCAGCUGAAUGCAGCGGCUCUCGAUCAGCAGGAGAAGAAGCAGCAACACGACCAAUACCAGCAGCACCACCAGCCAAAGAACCAGCAGCAGCAGCAGAAUCGACAGACACCGACAUCGGCGUCCGGCCUAAUUGCCGGAGUCAGUCCGAAAAUCGUGAAGAUCGGCAGCAUGGGUGCAGCGAUCUUCAUUAGCACGGAAACCGGUACGCCGUUCUGGACGCUAUUCGGCGUGAUCAAUGCGCCUUACAAUUGCGAGGCCAAAUACCCAGUCGACUGCAAUGGUUUCCACGAGGGCGAGGCCAAGGUGACCACAGAAUAUAUCCACAACGAGUUGUAGUGCUCCAUUCCAGGUGCAGAUCAAGAUCAAGAUGAAGAUCUGGAGGGAAAGGAGAAGACGAAGGCUCAUUAAGACGAUUUAGCUGUAAUUGAGAUAACGAUUUCGUGUGUAUAUAGUAUUACGGAUUGAAAUACAUUUAAAUUUAAACUAAA